Molecule: messenger RNA, 2058 nt
Organism: Parnassius mnemosyne (clouded apollo)
Lineage: Eukaryota; Metazoa; Arthropoda; Insecta; Lepidoptera; Papilionidae
Source: the annotation of a GenBank genome assembly
AUGAUUGACGCGAAAAAAGAUUUGCUUCUAUUCUUCGACCGACCAACGGAGCCAUGUUUUAUGCAGAAAGGAGAAGAAAAGGCUAUUUUUGAGGUGCCUGAUCACUUUUAUCCGGAUAAGUACAAAUCGCUGAGUAGCACGUUAGUAAAUCGAUUCGGCUCCGAUGCUCAACGCACCAUCCCAGUACGAAACAUUGCACUUCCUAAUCUCGAUCUACCGAUGCAGUUACCUUACAAUGAACAAUUUUCACUAUUUGUACCCAAGCACAGACAGAUGGCAGGAAAGCUGAUCGACAUUUUCAUUGGUAUGCGUGAUGUAGAAGAUCUGUUGUCCGUGUGCGCCUACUGCCAGCCCCGAAUAAAUCCCUACAUGUUUAACUACUGUUUGUCUGUCGCUAUCUUACAUAGGCCCGACACAAAAGGCCUUAACAUCCCAACAAUAACAGAGACGUUCCCUGAUAAAUUUAUGGACCCUAAAGUAUUCCGGCGUGCCCGAGAGGUCAGCACCGUGGUAACGUCGGGUCCCAGGAUGCCGAUUGUGAUCCCCCUUAAUUACACUGCAUCGGACGAGGAGCCGGAACAGCGCGUGGCAUACUUUCGCGAGGAUAUAGGAAUUAACUUGCACCACUGGCACUGGCAUCUCGUGUAUCCGUUUGAAUCAGCCGAGCGUUCGAUCGUUGCCAAGGAUCGUCGCGGGGAGUUACUUUACUAUAUGCACCAGCAAAUCAUUGCCAGAUAUAAUAUUGAGCGUUUCUGUAACAAUUUGAGCCGGGUGGUGCCUUACGGAGCUAACUUCAGAGAGCCAAUUACGGAGGCAUACUUCCCAAAACUCGAUUCGCAAGUUGCAAGUCGUGCCUGGCCUCCAAGGUUCAAGGGCUCGGUAAUUCAAGAUCUUGAUAGGCCGGUAGACCAAAUCAGAAGCGACGUGUCGGAGAUGGAAACUUGGAGAGAGCGUAUACUUCAGGCCAUCGAGAGAAAAUCUAUCCUUCUGCCGAACGGACGUCAAAUGCCACUUGACGAUGAGACGGGAAUUGACGUAUUAGGGAAUUUAAUGGAGUCGUCCAUCAUCAGUCCCAACCGACCUUACUACGGUGAUUUACAUAAUAUGGGACACAUAUUUAUGUCAUACGCUCACGAUCCUGACCAUCGCAAUCUGGAGCAAUUUGGUGUCAUGGGUGAUCCAGCAACGACAAUGCGUGACCCCUUGUUCUACCGCUGGCAUGGAUUUGUGGAUGAUGUAUUUGUUUUAUACAAAAAUAAGUUACCUCCUUACGGCAAAGACAAGUUGGAGUUCCCGGGAAUUCGCGUUUCAUCUAUAGCCGUUGAUGGUAAAGCGGGUAGGAACACAUUCGCGACCCAAUGGGAGCAGAGUACGCUGGAGCUGGGCCGUGGGUUGGACUUCACACCACGUGGCAGCGUGCUGGCGCGUUUUACGCAUCUUCAACACGAUGAGUUUGAUUACGUAAUCGAAGUUGAAAACACAACAGGCAAAAACGCAAUGGGCACAGUCCGCAUAUUUUUGGCACCUACUACUGAUGAAAAAGGAACUCCGCUUCCAUUCAACGAACAAAGGAGGCUCAUGAUUGAGCUGGACAAGUUUUCACAGGGCCUACGUCCUGGAAAGAACACAAUCCGACGUCGCAGUGUGGACUCAUCAGUAACCGUUCCGUUUGAGCGCACCUUCCAAAGGCAGAGUGACAGACCCGGCGAACCGGGUUCCGCUGAAGCCGCCGAGUUCGACUUUUGCGGCUGCGGCUGGCCUCAUCACAUGCUUCUGCCCAAGGGCACGAAAAAUGGAUACCCGAUGAUUCUCUUCGUAAUGGUUUCCAACUGGGCUGAUGAUGGUGUGAAACAAGAUCUUGUUGGGUCUUGCAACGACGCUGCAUCGUAUUGUGGGCUUCGUGACCGCCUGUAUCCUGACCGACGAGCCAUGGGGUUCCCAUUCGAUCGUCCUGUUCCACCAGCAGUGAAGAGAGUGACUGACUUUUUGACACCCAAUAUGGCCAUCGCUGAUUGCAAAAUACGAUUUACUAAUGCAACUAGGCUGAGAGGCCAAUAA